Molecule: messenger RNA, 2598 nt
Organism: Trichomycterus rosablanca
Lineage: Eukaryota; Metazoa; Chordata; Actinopteri; Siluriformes; Trichomycteridae
Gene: bcap31
Product: B cell receptor associated protein 31
Exons: 8
Coding region: 117-860 (247 amino acids)
Biological process (GO): endoplasmic reticulum to Golgi vesicle-mediated transport; intracellular protein transport
Cellular component (GO): endoplasmic reticulum; endoplasmic reticulum membrane
Source: RefSeq, a predicted model, not a curated record
AUGUCGGAAGUGAGUUUCAGUAACAGCAGAAGUUUUGGCAGAAUAAUUUCACCUCCGUCUGUGACUCAGUUAUUCGCUUUUCUUCCUCAAAGCUGUCUGCUCUGUAGCUGUGCACGAUGGGUCUGCAGUGGACAGCUGUAGCAUCGUUCCUCUACACUGAGGUGUUUCUUGUGCUUCUGCUGUGUAUUCCCUUCAUCUCCCCCACACGAUGGCACAGACUCUUCAAAUCUCGUCUUGUAGUUACUGUUACAGCAUACGCAAACACAACCUUCAUUUUUAUUAUCGCCGUCCUGAUCUUUCUUCUGAUUGAUGCAUUCAGAGAAGUAAGGAAGUACAGUGCAGCAGAGAAGUUCGAUCUAUCCAAGAACCCUGCAGCCGUCGAGCACGUCUACAUGAAGCUGUUCAGAGCUCAGAGGAACGAGUACAUUGCAGGCUUCGCUCUGCUUCUCUGCUUGCUGCUGCGACGCCUGACCAGCCUCCUCUCCCAGCAGGCUUCGCUCUUGGCAUCCAACGAGGCAUUCCAGAAACAAGCCGAGAGUGCAAGUGAUGCUGCCCGCAAGUACUUAGAAGAGAAUGAGAAGCUGCAUGAGAAGCUAAAGGAGGCAGGACAGGAGGUUCCCGAGGCUGGUAGCAAGGUGAAGGGCGGUGUAGAGGAGGAGUACAAGGCCCUGAAGCAGGAGGUCAAGCAGCUAAAGGAUGAGCUGGAUGCUACCAAGAAAGCUCUCCAAAAGUCAGAUGGCGAUGUGAAGGCUAUGAAGAAGCAGGCUGAGAAUCUCACAGUGGAGUACGAUCGUCUGCUGGAGGAGCAUUCCAAAUUACAGGCCACUCUCGACUCCCAGCAGGACAAGAAAUCAGAUUGAAUGAGUUACCAUCACGACCCUUAGUCUUGCUUUUUCAUCCAGAUUCACACAUUACGUCCAGUUGCUGAAGUGUUCUGUACAGGAUUUGGGAGUGACCUGGUCCUGUAUGCUUUACUUUUAGUAGCGCUGUGUUUGGGGUUUUUUGUUUGUAUGACAUGGCUUUUUUUCUGCUGUUUGUGCAUCAUAUAUUUUCAGGAUUGGUGUUUUGCAUAAUGUUGAGAAACUUUGACAAAUGGUGGAAAAUUCUGUUCAGAUGGUGACAUCAAAUAUCUUUAAAAAGUUAGGUAUUGAAUGUGGAGGUUCUUUCAGUUCUCUUUUAGUUGGUUUUGUCUUGAUAGAAGACAGCUGAAUGAGUCGUGUUCAGCAUGUCAUUGUUAAAAUAUAGUUAUGAAAUUGUAUUAAUGGUAAAUACACAGCGUUUGGUUAUUUCUAUUGUGUGUUCACUGAAUCACCCGGUUUACUUCUGCAUUCAUUUUAAUCACAAUUGUUUACUUGUUCUUUUCGGUUCUCCCUUUCAGUUUAAUAGCAAUGCUAUGUGGUUUUGCAUCACUGUUGUAUUUCUGCAUUGAGUGCUUUUCUGUUAUUGGUUUAUACCAAACAAUCUACCAGUUUUGAGAAAAACACCAAGGAAACAGGUAAAAGAUAUAAUCUUUAAUCCACACUGCGCUUGCCGUAAGCACUGAGGCACAGUAGCUAGUUUAUACACAUCUAUACUUUUCCCCUCUACCUUCAUUUCAUUUCCCUUUUGUUUGUGUGAUAAUGCUAAUGUUUAUUGUUGAAGCAGAUACACCCAGUUUGCCGUUAUGCUUUCUGCUGUUAUUAUUAUCUCUUUUUUUUCCCAGUUUUUUUUUAAUGCGGAUCAUCACUGAUGGGAUUUGUACUGUAUGCUGCGUAAUUGUAACUAGACCUGAAACACACAUUUUCAGCACCUAAACCUGAAGCACCCAAGUUUAAUCAGUCAGCUUUCAAUUAUUCUGCCAUCUACAUUUUCUUUAAUACACUAGUGUCAUACUGUUAUGUACAUUUGCUUUUGUUUUUAUUUAUCUUUUUAUUGGUAUAAUGCUAACAAUCAAAACUAUCCACUUAAAAUAGAGACUUAAGAAAAGGAAUGUAAUUUCCCCGUCUCAUUUUUUGGUUAAUAAACAUGCUUCCUUAUAGAGAAACCUUUCUGCGGAUUAGAGAGAAGCUGUCGCCUAGUGGUUAAUGUACUGGAUAAGUGAUCAGAAGGUCGUCACCGUUGGGCCCUUGAGCAAGACCCUUAACCCUCAAUUGCUUAGAUUUUAUACUGUCACAACUGUAAGUCGCUUUGGAUAAAAGCAUCUGCGAAAUGCUGAAAAUGUGAAUUAGAGCAGAAUCACACCGUCAUUAUAGCUUCUGUAUUACACCCAGUUCUUUUUUUUCCUUCUCAUUUUCUUUGCACCACUGCACAUUAAACCAACAUCAACAAGUUUCCUUUAUGUAGUGUGACUUACUCUCUGCUUCACCUCUAUUAAUGGUAAUGUUUAUUGAUAGUGUUUAUACUGCACUCCUGCAGGAAGCACUAAAGCACCAUUUUCUUCUUUAAUUUUACUUGUGAUGCAGACUUAAGGUAAAACCACCCUGUUACUGUUUGCUUUCUAUUACUCAUCAGAUUUUUUUUCCAUCUUGGGUUUAUUCGUAAUACAAAUGAUACAUUUACAAUCCAUUCUGACCUCUUUCUAGUAGCAUUAAAGCCAAGUCACCCAGCUUUUUAAAACCA